Molecule: messenger RNA, 1006 nt
Organism: Oncorhynchus nerka (sockeye salmon)
Lineage: Eukaryota; Metazoa; Chordata; Actinopteri; Salmoniformes; Salmonidae
Product: mRNA turnover protein 4 homolog
Exons: 8
Coding region: 80-802 (240 amino acids)
Biological process (GO): ribosomal large subunit biogenesis; ribosomal large subunit assembly; rRNA processing
Cellular component (GO): nucleolus; preribosome, large subunit precursor
Molecular function (GO): RNA binding
Source: RefSeq, a predicted model, not a curated record
CAUAUUUUGGACCGCUAUAUUCAACAGACAGAAACAUGUGGGGUCCUUUUCCUCCAUAGGUCUACACAACGUGAGGACCAUGCCGAAGUCAAAGAGAGACAAGAAAGUUUCACUAACAAAAACAGCCAAGAAGGGUCUGGAAACUAAACAGAACUUAAUAGAAGAGUUGCGGAAAUGUGUGGACAUUUACAAGCAUCUGUUCAUCUUCUCUGUGGCAAACAUGAGGAACAACAAACUGAAAGACAUCAGGACAGCCUGGAAACACAGUCGAUUCUUUUUUGGCAAAAACAAGGUCAUGAUGAUCGCUAUAGGUAAAGGACCAACAAGCGAGUACAAAGACAAUUUGCACAAGGUCAGCCGGUUUCUGAGGGGAGAAGUGGGUGUGUUAUUCACAAAUAAAACCAAGGAAGAGGUACAAGAGCAUUUCAGCCAGUUCAAAGAGAUGGAUUUUGCACGAGCGGGAAACAAGGCAGGGAUGGCCGUAACACUUGAUGAAGGACCCCUGGAACAGUUCCCUCACUCCAUGGAGCCACAGCUGAGACAGUUGGGACUCCCCACAGCACUCAAGAAAGGAGUGGUGACACUACUGAAAGACCAUGACGUGUGCAAAGAGGGAGACACACUAACCCCUGAACAGGCCCGUAUUCUGAAACUCUUUGGGAUUGAGAUGGCAGAAUUCAGAGUGCAGAUCAAGUGCAUGUGGAACUCUGAAACGAGCGACUUUGAGAAGCUGGCUGAGGAAGAAGAGGAAGAGGCCAUGCAGGAUAAUGACACAGAGGAGGAAGAAGGGGGUGGGAAAUGAAUCUGGAUAGACUAAUGGACUUCUCAGACCGUAGGAUUUUAAUACUGUGUGACCUGUAUGUGUUAAUGUCUCAACCUUCAAGUGUUUCCUUUUGCCUAUGAAAUGCUAGAUUUCUGGUAUGUUACCCAUUGAAUCUUGUGAACAUACAUUUUGUGCUUUAUACAUCUUUUGUCGUCCACUCAAAUACAACAGUACAAACUAAAA